AUGGCAGAAUAUUCUGCAAUUGGAUUCAUCGGCCUAGGAGCCAUGGGAGCUCCUAUGGUUACGCAUCUUGCAAACAAAAUACCACAGGGAAUAUCGAUACAUGUAUUUGACGUGAUGCAAGACGUGGUCGAUGGACUAGUCAAACAAUUUCCUGACAGAAUCAUUGCCGAGAGGAAUGCAAAAGAGGUUGCUGAGAAAUCUGACAUUAUCUUCACCAUGGUCCCCGAAGGUUCGCACGUUCGCAGUGUUUACCUCGAUACGCAAUCCGGCAUUUGUACAACAGAUAUCAACAAAAAGAUUUUGAUCGAUUGCUCCACUAUUGAUACAGCAACAAGUCUCUUGGUCAAGGAUCAUAUUACCAUGAAUUUCCCUUCGGCAGCUUUCUACGAUGCACCCGUCAGCGGUGGGGUUCUCGGCGCAAAGAAAGGAACAAUUGCAUUUUUCCUGGGCUGUGCGGACGAUGAUAACAAUCUUCCCCGAAUUCAAAACCUAUUGAAUAUGAUGGGCAAGCAAAUUAUUCCAUGCGGCGGGCCGUCACUUGGGCUCGCUGCAAAGCUGUCGAAUAAUUAUCUGUCGGGCAUUAUUGCAAUCGCAAGCUCCGAAGCAUUUGACAUGGGCAUGCGCUCUGGCCUUGACCCACGAGUUCUAGCACGAGUAUACGCGGCCGGUACAGCCCAGAACACAAUCUGUGAUAAAUUUUGUCCUGUCCCUGGUAUUGCGCCAGAAGCACCGUCUACAAAGGGUUACAAAGAUGGAUUUAAAGUUCAGUUAAUGAAGAAGGAUUUUGGCUUGGCGGUCGAUAUGGCAAACAGGGUUAAUACGAAGUUAGUUCUGGGUCAGGCUGGCCUUAAGACAUACGAAGAAGCGAGUCAAGACCCUAGGUGUAGGGACUUGGAUUCAAGAGUGGUUUAUAGAUAUUUGGAAGGAGACGAGGAUUGGGCUAGAAGAUUUAAGUAG
Molecule: messenger RNA, 957 nt
Organism: Talaromyces proteolyticus
Lineage: Eukaryota; Fungi; Ascomycota; Eurotiomycetes; Eurotiales; Trichocomaceae
Product: putative 3-hydroxyisobutyrate dehydrogenase
Exons: 2
Coding region: 1-957 (318 amino acids)
Biological process (GO): L-valine catabolic process
Cellular component (GO): mitochondrion
Molecular function (GO): NADP binding; NAD binding; 3-hydroxyisobutyrate dehydrogenase activity
Source: RefSeq, a predicted model, not a curated record